Messenger RNA from Phyllotreta striolata, 1826 nucleotides. The record is from the annotation of a GenBank genome assembly. Lineage: Eukaryota; Metazoa; Arthropoda; Insecta; Coleoptera; Chrysomelidae.
AGUCCACGUAAAACACACACCGGCUUUACUACACAUCUCUCUCCAUUAUAAUUUAGUAUACAAACAAACAGAGAGCGGGUUUCGUGCGGAUUGUUAUCGCGAGUACCGAAAGCAGAAUAAAAUGUCCAUCAGGUACAAAUCGGAUCCGGAAAUAGCCGAAUACGAAUCGACCAAGUGCUGCACCAGCUUCCUGCACUACUCCUGGAAAACCGUCACCUGUCUGUUCUCCCACGUCACGCUCGUCUCCAUGGUGGUGUCCUACUGCGUCCUGGGGGCCUUCACCUUCGAAGCCCUGGAGGUAGCCAACGAGAAGAAGGUGAAGAGCGGCAUAUACAAAAUACGGGAGAACGUCACGUGGCAUUUGUGGAACUACACGCAGGGCAUCAAGGCCUUCGACGAGGAGAACUACACGAGAGGGGCGCUGUUGUAUCUCAAACACUUCGAGAAUUCGUUGUUGGAUAAAAUGAACAAAGACGGCUGGGACGGCGAGGAGGAUCCCGAUAAGGUGCAGUGGACGAGGACCGGGUCUUUGUUUUACAGUAUCAUCGUCAUUACUACCAUAGGUUACGGGCACAUCGCGCCGAAGACCUCCUGGGGCAAGGUGGUGACCAUCUUCUACGCCAUACUGGGCAUACCGCUGAUGCUGCUGUGCCUCUCGAACAUCGGCGACGUCAUGGCGACUUCAUUCCGAUUCCUCUACUGGAAGGUGUGCUGCUACACGUGCCAGAAGAAGCCCAAGAAGCGGAGGACCAGGGGCUCCAUUCGAUCGGAUAAAUUGUCGAGAUCCCGGCAGGGCUCCUUCAGGAGGUACACCCGCACGCCCAGGUUGCCCGAAUUGGGCCCCAUGUCGCACUCCGACACCGAAUUACGAUACCUGGACGAUCCGUUCCCUUCCCGGAGAAGAUCCGAACGAUUCCGUAAAUCGGACGACCCCAGCAGGAAAAUCAGCCGAACGUCCACCGUCUCCAGCCCGCCCGUCCAACAGAACCACCUGGAACCACCUCUGAGAGGCUACUCCUUGGACAGGAAAAGGCGAGCCGAAGAAGCGCCUGACCUGGACCCCAGCCUCAUCGACCGCACCCCCAUACUCUUCAACAAGUAUAUCGUAGGCACCGACGGCGGUUUCGAGAGGAUGAUACCAGGUAAAGGCAUAACCCCCAGGCAGACGGAGUUCCAGAAACGCUCGGCGUCGGUGCCGAGGACCCGCCGCUUCCUGGAACCGCCGCGCUACCCCUCCCCGGACGGCUCCACCGACGUGGAGGAGGACGUGGACUCGCUCAAGGACGCGCGCCGGCCCAGAGGAAGGUCGCCCCGGCCGAGCCCGAGCCCCAGGAUGAUGACGCCCAUCGGGUACGGCCUGCCCGGCAGGUACUACGACGACGACUCCGACGCCUACGACGCCUACGAGGCGGGCAAGGCGAGGAUCCGGCCGGUGCCGAUAUGGCUGUGCGUGUUCCUGGUGGUCGGGUACAUCCUGGCCGGGGCGUACCUGUUCAUGACGUGGGAGGGCUGGGAGUACCUGGACGCCGCCUAUUUCUGCUUCAUCACGCUCACGACGAUAGGGUUCGGGGACCUGGUGCCCGCCAAGGAGGUCAGCAGGGACAACAGCAGGGCCACCAUCAGCAUAGCGCUGUGCUCGUUGUACUUGUUGUUCGGGAUAUCUUUGCUGGCUAUGAGCUUCAAUUUGGUGCAAGAGGAGGUUAUCGGUAAGGUGAAGAGGAUCGCUAAGAGUCUGGGGAUUAUCAAGAGUACUUCCGAUGAUGAGGAUGAUGAUGAUGAUGAUUAAUGUGUAGAAGGUAGAUGUGAAUAUAUGAUACUGUAAGCAG